Molecule: messenger RNA, 372 nt
Organism: Acanthamoeba castellanii str. Neff
Lineage: Eukaryota; Discosea; Longamoebia; Acanthamoebidae
Product: rasrelated protein Rab-21, putative
Exons: 4
Coding region: 1-372 (123 amino acids)
Molecular function (GO): GTP binding; GTPase activity
Source: RefSeq, a predicted model, not a curated record
AUGACCACAACCAACUUCAAAGUCGUUCUUUUGGGCGAAGGAAGCGUGGGUAAGACCUCGUUGGUGACGCGGUAUGUCCAGAACACGUUCAAUGAGCGGCACGUGACUACUAUCCAGGCCUCUUUCCUCACAAAAAGGCUCAACGUAGACGGCAGUCGAGUCAACAUUUCCAUCUGGAGCGUGGGGGCGAAGCACUACGACACUUCUGCAAAGCUUAACAAGGGACUCGAGGAGCUGUUCCUCGACCUCACGAGGAGGAUGCUGGAGGCGAACAAGGACGGCGACAGCGGCAGAGGGGCGGCGAAGAAGGACAGCAUUUUGAUCGACUACGAGGAGUCCCAAAACACAGGCGCCGGCGGCUGCUCGUGCUGA